This is a messenger RNA of Sinocyclocheilus rhinocerous, 1356 nucleotides long. RefSeq names its product EGF domain-specific O-linked N-acetylglucosamine transferase-like. Gene Ontology annotation, cellular component: endoplasmic reticulum lumen. The transcript has 14 exons. Gene Ontology annotation, molecular function: protein O-acetylglucosaminyltransferase activity. The record is from RefSeq and is a predicted model, not a curated record. The coding region runs from base 1 to 1221 and encodes 406 amino acids. Lineage: Eukaryota; Metazoa; Chordata; Actinopteri; Cypriniformes; Cyprinidae.
AUGCUGCUGCUGGUAGCUCUGUGCCUGGAGGACCCACUUUGCCCUUUUAAAGAUGCUCUGCUGCUCAAGAAGGCCUGCUGGGGUUAUGAAAAGAGCUGCUCCCCUGAGCACAGGUUCAGCUAUCCUGUGUGCACCAGUCUUGACUUGGGAUGGUAUAAAGAGGAUUUCCUGGAACAGGGUGAGAUCGGUGGUCACUGCAGCCUUAAUAGUAAAGCACUAGCCGCAGAAGGGACACACAAGAGUCCUUUUCAGUCUUGGUUUGCUGAACUGCAGACAUACUCAGAGCUUGACUUCCACCCCCUGGAUGAUGGCCAUUGUGAUGUUAUAAUCGACAGACCAACCGUCUUCAUGAAGCUGGAUGCAGGAGUGAACAUGUACCAUCAUUUCUGUGACUUUGUCAACCUCUACAUCUCUCAGCACCUCAACAAUUCCUUCAGCUGUGACAUAAACCUUGUCAUGUGGGACACAAGUUUGUAUGGAUAUGGCGACCUGUUCAGGGAAACGUGGCAGGCUUUUACCGAUUAUGACAUUAUUCACCUCAAAAACUUUGACUCCAAAAGGGUGUGUUUCAGAGACGAUGCGUUUUUCUCACUCCUUCCAAGAAUGCGAUAUGGCCUUUUCUACAACACUCCUCUUAUCUGUGACUGCCACAGCGAGGGGCUGUUCAAGGCGUUUUCCCAGCAUGUACUUUAUCGACUUGGUGUCUCACAAGAUGGACCAAAGGAGGGCCAAGUCCGUGUCACACUGUUGGCAAGAAGCACUGAGUACCGUAGGAUAAUAAACCAGCAGGAGCUUAUCAAUGCCUUGAAGACUGUGCCUUUAUUCGAGGUCAAGCUGGUGGAUUACAAAUACAAGGAGAUGCCAUUUCUGGAGCAGAUCCGCGUCACACACCACUCUGAUAUCUUCAUUGGGAUGCAUGGAGCCGGACUGACCCACCUCCUCUUUCUUCCCGACUGGGCCGUCAUAUUUGAAUUGUAUAACUGUCAAGAUGAGAGCUGCUACCGUGAUCUGGCCCGACUGAGGGGAGUCCAUUACAUGACUUGGCAGAAAAGGGACAAAGUGUUCCCCCAGGAUAAGGGUCAUCAUCCUACUCUUGGGGAACAUCCUAAGUUUACAAACUACACUUUUGAUGUAGAGGAGUUCAUGCGUUUAGUCCUAGCGGCUGAACAUGUGACCCGGCACCCGGCAUGGCGCGCAAAACAGGCCCAAGAUGAACUGUAGCCUGUAAGACACAGUGCUCUCUUGCCAGGCGAUAGAUGAAUACACUCCUACCAACUCUCUGCACUCUGUAAAUGUAGCCGUGCUAAUGAAAAGUGCAUGACUAAUAUGUGAAAACACAUUUUAAAUUCAGAAAAC